UGAACAACAGGACGAUCAAAUGAAUGGUGAAGGAGGAAAUGAAGAAUCUGGCGGAGGUGAUGCUCCUGCUGAUAGCGGUAGUGCAGAAGCACCGGGUCGAGAUGAUGACAGGAAAUUGUUUGUUGGUGGCCUAAGUUGGGAAACAACAGAUAAGGAACUCCGAGAACAUUUCCACACAUAUGGCGAGAUUGAGAGUAUAAAUGUGAAGACUGAUCCCAACACAGGCAGAUCCAGGGGAUUUGCAUUCAUUGUCUUCUCACAAGCAGAUUCUAUCGAUAAGGUUUUAUCUGCUGGAGAUCACAUCAUUAAUAACAAAAAGGUGGAUCCAAAGAAAGCGAAGGCACGGCAUGGCAAGAUAUUUGUUGGCGGGUUGGUACCUGAGCUAUCAGAUGAUGACAUCAAGAGUUUCUUUGCGCAAUAUGGCACGAUUGUCGAGGUUGAAAUGCCAUUUGACAAGACAAAGAACCAGAGGAAAGGUUUCUGCUUCAUUACAUUUGAAUCUGAACAAGUUGUUCAGGAGUUGCUCAAAUCGCCAAAACAGUCAAUCAAUGGCAAGGAGGUCGAUGUUAAGAAAGCUACCCCAAAACCUGAUGGGAUUGGUGGAAUGAGAGGAGGCCGCGGUGGGAGAGGUGGUCGCGGCAGAGGGAGAGGAGGUAGGGACACACGGGUGAAAGGUUACGGAGGCCAAGGGUGGGGUAACCAGGGCGGAUAUGGUGGUUACGGCUAUGACCAGGGAGGCUAUGGAGGAGGUUAUGGAGGUUACGAUUACUACGGCAGUGGGUAUGGAAAUUAUGGCGGUUAUGGUGGAUAUGAUUACACUGGAUAUGGUGGAUAUGGAAACUAUGACUACGGAGGCUACGGCAAUAAUUAUGAAGGCGGAUACAGUGGUGGAAGAGGUGGUGGCCGUGGGAAAGGCAGUACAGGUGGAGGUUACAGUGGUAAGCAGAGGGGUGGGAGCCGCCAGACACAGAGACACCAGCCAUAUUAACUCAAAUUCUGUGUCUGUGUCACUCUUGUGUUUUGUCUUGCAGAUUAGUCCACAUGGUGUCUUUCUAAUCAUCAACCAUGUCAUCGUACAUUGCAUCAUUCCAUUUAUUCACAUAGAAGUUAUCACCAAGUCCUACAGUUGCAAAAUAAACUGUCAGUAGUGUUCUGUGGCUGUAUUAAUGAAGUAUGGAGUCAGUGUGAAGUUUGACAAGACCGGUCUUUUUUUUAUAUAUACACAUAUAUACUGAAAGUUGUGUUACAUGUGUUUAAGUUGCUACAGUUCACAGGAUAAUUGAGGAAGACCUUGAAGUUCACAAGGUUCAAAUGACUGUUGCUCGCUCGUCUUCAUUUUGGCAGUUCCCAUGCAGUGAAGUUACGUGGUUUCAAGAUCAACUUUGUUUUGGGUGUAACAUCAGUAACGCUUGCACUUGUAUUGCCACAAUUCGUAUCUAUUUGAAAAAUAAACAUUGCAGUUUUAACAAAUUGUGAGUCAUUUUGUUAUGAAUGCCAUGUUAAAUUGUGAUUUGACAAUACAAUUUCAACAUUGUGCUGAUGAUUUUCAAUAAAUAGUUUUGUGUAAAUUUUUGUUUUUCCCACAUCAUCUGGGAAUGUAACUGCUUCUGUAUAAUGUUAAUAAUAUGUAGGUGGUAUAUGAACAGGUCAGAUUAGACUUUUAAUAGUUUAUACAAUCAGAAGAAAAUGCAAUCUUCCUACACUCUUAAAUACAAGUACAUAGUAUUAAUUUCAUAAUCUUUGAUGUGAAAUACAGAAAGAUAAAAGUAAAAUUUUGUAUAAAUUUCUAAAUAAUUGAACAGGUGAGUCAAGUCUGCAGGUAGAAACUGUUUUAGUGAACACUGCUGUUGACAGUCCACAAUCUGAUACAGAAUAAUGUAGUGUUAGGUCCAUAGAGAAAUAUCUCUUUCAAAGUAUUGGCAAAUAUUCAGCAGAUCUGUUCUAUAGAAUUUUGUAGAAGUUGUGACCUUGAACAUGGAAGUACUGCAACAUCUAACACUUGUAUUAUUGGGCUGGCAGUUAGAAACUUUCGUGUUAAUGGAUUAGUAGUAUGCAAGUCUGAUGCAUAGGCAGUCUGACCUCAUGUAAUAACUUCAAUAUGCCACAAGCUUAUAAACUUCCCAUCCAACUCAUCAUGUGCUAUAUAGUUGGAUGUGCCAAGUUGUACCAACAUCACAUGAAACUGAAGUAGUGGCAUAUUGUUUAAUAUCCACUGCUAGCAUUUUUGCUUUGAGAAUAUUAGUUAAUCUUGGUCACUAAAGAUGCUGCAAAUUUCUUGAUCAAUUUGCAGGGGAAAAUACCAGCUAAUGGUAUGGAACAUUUGGUGAGAAGUGUACAUUUUUCACUGCCUUUCAUGGAACCUUGAAGUCUGUUUCCAUGUUUACAAAAGCCUGUCCUGAGCCAGACCCACCAACCCUAUUCCUUGGAAAUGCUACCUUGAAGUUCAGGUUGUAAUUCAUGCAUUUUUUAUGUGGCAAGGUCUACAUUCUUCAAACAUUUUGGUAUGGCAUAAUUUGCCAUCACUGGGGGUGAAAGCUUCUAAUGAACUUCUGCUAUAGGACAUGAGCAAUGAAGGGAACUACUUUAUAAAUGAAAGAAGAAUGCAAAGUGUUAAAAAUAUUUGUGCUGUGUUAAAGUCACAGUUUCUGCAAUUUGUAUCUUGCAUAAAUUAUUGAAAUGUUUGAUUUCUUACAUGUUUCAAGAUACGAAAAUAAAGUAAAAAGCAAUAAAGAUAAAUGGUUGAAGUUU
Messenger RNA from Zootermopsis nevadensis, 2748 nucleotides. It is a transcript of the gene sqd, whose product is annotated as RNA-binding protein squid. Gene Ontology annotation, molecular function: RNA binding. Gene Ontology annotation, biological process: regulation of gene expression. Gene Ontology annotation, cellular component: chromatin; nucleoplasm. Lineage: Eukaryota; Metazoa; Arthropoda; Insecta; Blattodea; Termopsidae. The record is from RefSeq and is a predicted model, not a curated record.